CACGUUUCUCCUUUACCCCUAGGCUGAACCAGAGACCCCCCUGCUAAGCACAGCCUGUGCUCAUGCCCAGGAAUACCCUCCGCCUACCGACAGUGCCUUCUUGGGAAGCAUCUUGACAAUAAUGGCAGAUGAAGAGCCAGAAGCAGCUCCUGUGCCCUUGCUUGGAAGUGACAAGAGUGCUUUCACCCGAGUAACAUCAAUGGUUUCCCUUCAGCCUACAGAGAUCCCAGGCAUGGAGAAGAGCCUGGCAGAAAUGGGUACAGUGACUCUGGAGCUUCAAAGCCUGUGUUCCCUGCUGCAAGAGUCUAAAGAAGAAGCCGUCAGGGCUCUGCAGCAAAAGAUUUGCGAUCUGCAGGCUAGGCUACAGGCCCAGGAAGAACAGCAUCAGGAAGCCCAGAAGGCAAAGGAGGCAGACAUAGAGAAGCUGAACCAGGCCUUGUGCUUGCGCUACAAGAAUGAAAAGGAGCUCCAGGAAGUGAUACAACAGCAGAACGAGAAGAUCCUAGAACAGAUAAACAGGAGUGGAGAGCUCAUAAGCCUUAGAGAGGAGGUGACCCAGCUCACCCGCUCACUUCGGCGUGCGGAGACAGAGACCAAGGUGCUGCAAGAGACCCUAGCAGGUCAGCUGAACCCCGACUGUCAGCCUAUGGCCACUAACUGGAUCCAGGAGAAAGUGUGGCUCUCCCAAGAGGUGGACAAGUUGAGGGUGAUGUUCCUGGAGAUGAAAAAUGAGAAGGCAAAACUCAUGGUCAAGUUCCAGAGCCAUAGAAACAUACUAGAGGAGAAUCUUCGGCGCUCUGACAAGGAGUUAAAGAAACUAGAUGACGUUGUUCAGCAUAUUUAUGAGACUCUGCAGUCCAUCCCAGAGGUUGUGAGGGGUUGCAAGGAGCUACAGGGAUUGCUGGAAUUUCUGAGCUAAGAAACUGAAAGCUGGAAUCUGAUUCACCCUUUUUGACUUGCAAUACUCCCUUACCCCAACAUCAGGACCAAUAGACAAAGAACUAGCUAUGUUUAAUGCUAUUUAAAUAAAAUAUAUUUAAUGUA
Molecule: messenger RNA, 1044 nt
Organism: Ailuropoda melanoleuca (giant panda)
Lineage: Eukaryota; Metazoa; Chordata; Mammalia; Carnivora; Ursidae
Product: sperm-associated antigen 5-like
Exons: 9
Coding region: 122-919 (265 amino acids)
Biological process (GO): cell division; regulation of attachment of spindle microtubules to kinetochore
Source: RefSeq, a predicted model, not a curated record